AUGUUGCAGUCAUUGCAGAUAGACGCUGUUUUGACGCCUUCGAUCUCUUUAGCUACACGUCUUCGCCUUUUGCUCAAUCAGCAGCUCAAUAUCCUGCUUUAUGCCUAUGUAAAUAUCCACAAGCUCUCGUUUCGUGAACCGAGGUAUCAAGUAUUCUAUAUUUCUACAAGAUGUCAGCAACAACGCUGUCUUGUGUAUAACGUGUCUUCUCAAAUCCCUCGAAAUCCGCCUUCUGAAGGAGCGGCCCACCGUCCUCUGAGACCUCUUCACCUCAACAUACAUGGCGGCGCUUUCAUUGGUGGGAUCCCUGAAAUCGACCAUGACUUUUGCUCCCAGCUUGCAAGAACCACUGGUGCGGUGGUGGUGAGCGCAUCCUAUCGAUUCGCUCCAAGAUUUGCCUUUCCAGCUGCGAUUGACGACAUCGACGAUAUCAUUGUUUGGCUCCAAAUCAAUGCGAGGACUCAAUUAGGAGCAGAUCCUGAAUUAUUCACCGUCAGCGGCUCUUCUGCCGGUGGAAAUCUAGCCUUGGCGGCGUCCCAGAAUGAGCGAUUGCAGAGAAAGGAGGCAGGUAUCAAAGGCGCUGUGACGUUCUUUGCAGCGAUCGACCUUCGGAUACCUCCCCAGGAAAAGCCAAAGCCGCCUGGUUUCCCGAAGUACGAUCCACUCAGCUUCAUGAUGCCACUAUUCGAUGCUUAUGCUGGUCCAGCACGGGCAAAGGAAAAGGCCAAUUCCCGCUUGAGUCCCAUUGUAGCCCCUUAUCUGACUUUGCCACCUCAUAUAUUCAUGAUCGUACCUGAAAUCGACAUUUUGUUCAACGAGCAAGUGACUUUCUUGCGAAGAGUAUUGACUGAAAUUGAGGAAGACCCGGGGAUCAAAGACAGCGAGCGUAGUAUCAAAGCCAUGUUCUUCGAAAAAGGAUUUCAUGGUUGGAUAAAUCUACCAUCUUUCCUCGUCGGCGAUGCUGACAAGAAAGCUGCAUUUGGUGCUGCUUGCAAUUUUAUCCAAGACAUUCAUCGAAACCAUGGCUCUAACUAUGGUGAAAAGCAAGACUGA
This is a messenger RNA of Bacidia gigantensis, 1053 nucleotides long. RefSeq lists its product as uncharacterized. The record is from RefSeq and is a predicted model, not a curated record. Lineage: Eukaryota; Fungi; Ascomycota; Lecanoromycetes; Lecanorales; Ramalinaceae. The coding region runs from base 1 to 1053 and encodes 350 amino acids. The transcript has 4 exons. Gene Ontology annotation, molecular function: hydrolase activity.